AUGUUUGGAAACCCCUUGAAAUUUAGCCUUAACUUAGCAAACAAGAGAAUUUGGGAAUGUAGCAUUGAUAUUUACUUUAAAUUUACACAUAUAGUCAAGGAUUAUCGCAAACCAACUGUAAAGCCUAGUCCAAAUCCUUCACCUAUAAAUGAUGGCAAUGUUGACUAUGAACCAUUCGUACAGAAAUAUGCUUAGAAUUUGUAAAAGGUAGAAAAGGAUCUUACCGAGGCAGAUGAAGUGCGAUUGAAGCUACAGUGUCAGGUGAACUUAAUGAAGACUCAAGUGGCAAUGAUAAUGAAAAAACUGCAUGAUAGGAUGGUUGAUGUGGCUGACAUAGAGUUAGACUUCAAGUCAAAGAUGGUCGUUGAAUAAAUGAACUUAAGCUUUAGAAAGAGCAAGAUAGAUGAUGUGAAGAGGCAAAACUCAGCCUUCUCCUAGGAUAAUCUGAAGUCUGCUGGAAAUCAAUCAGUUCUCAUUAAAACUUAAGCUGCAACUUAGCAAUAGCAGUAACCAUUUGCUAAAGCAUAAUUGACUUAGCAAGAAAAAGAAAUGCUUCAAUACUAAAAGCUGGUUGAUUAGAGUCAAGAUUCAAAUAACAGUGAGAUGAUUAAGAAAUAAAAUAUAGUUGGCUCUAGUUUUCAAAAUAAAGUGCAAUAGAGGUAGCAAGUGCAGCAGAGAGUCAUAUGA
Stylonychia lemnae is the source of this 687-nucleotide messenger RNA. NCBI's taxonomy places the organism in Eukaryota, Ciliophora, Spirotrichea, Sporadotrichida, Oxytrichidae. The record is from the annotation of a GenBank genome assembly.